Molecule: messenger RNA, 2002 nt
Organism: Lathyrus oleraceus (garden pea)
Lineage: Eukaryota; Viridiplantae; Streptophyta; Magnoliopsida; Fabales; Fabaceae
Product: heat shock cognate 70 kDa protein
Exons: 2
Coding region: 28-1875 (615 amino acids)
Molecular function (GO): ATP binding; ATP-dependent protein folding chaperone
Source: RefSeq, a predicted model, not a curated record
UCUGAGAUUCUAUAGUUUACUUAAACGAUGAUGCCUAAGAAAUAUGAAGGGCAUGCCGUGGGAAUAGACCUUGGCACAGCUUAUUCUUGUGUUGCAGUGUGGCAUGAUGUACACGCUAGAGUUGAGAUUAUUCACAAUGACCAAGGCAACAGAACCACACCUUCUUGUGUUGCUUUCACUCACAAACAAAGAUUGAUUGGUGAAGCAGCUAAGGAUCAAGCUGCUACAAACCCACAAAACACUAUCUUUGAUGCUAAGAGGUUAAUAGGUAGGAAAUUCAGUGAUGAUGUUGUUCAAAAAGACAUCAACAUGUGGCCAUUCAAAGUCGUUGCUGAUGCAAACAACAAACCCAUGGUAGUUGUUGAUUACAAGGGUCAGGAGAAGCACCUCUGUGCUGAGGAAAUUUCAUCAAUGGUCCUCACAAAGAUGCGUCAGAUUGCAGAAGCAUAUUUGGAAUCACCGGUUAAGAAUGCAGUCAUUACUGUGCCAGCUUAUUUCAAUGAUUCUCAACGAAAAUCCACCAUUGAUGCUGGUGCCAUUGCUGGCCUUGAUGUUAUGCGGAUAAUUGCCGAGCCUACUGCUGCUGCUAUUGCAUAUGGCCUUGACAAGAAAACUGCUUGUGUGGGAGAACGCAAUAUUUUUGUAUUUGACCUUGGUGGUGGAACUUUUGACGUGUCUCUUGUAACAAUCAAGGAUAAGGUCUUCCAAGUUAAGGCUACCGCUGGAAACUCCCACCUUGGUGGUGAGGACUUUGAUAAUAGAAUGGUGAACUACUUUUUAGAGGAGUUCAAUAGGAAGAACAAAGUGGACAUUAGUAGAAACCCAAGAGCCUUAAGGAGGUUGAGAUCUAAAUGCGAGAGGGCGAAAAAGUUACUCUCUUUUUCUUUUGACACCACUAUUGAGGUAGAUGCAUUAUUUGAGGGCAUCGACUUCUUUUCAUCAAUUUCUCGUGCUAAGUUUGAGGAAAUCAAUAUGGACCUUUUUAAUGAAUGUAUGGAGACAGUUGAGAGUUGUCUUACUGACUCUAAGAUGGACAAGAGUUGUAUAGAUGAUGUUGUCCUUGUUGGUGGCUCUUCUAGGAUUCCCAAACUGCAGCAGUUAUUAGGGGACUUUUUCAAUGGAAAGGAUUUGUGCAAUAGCAUCAAUCCUGAUGAGGCUGUUGCUUUUGGUGCAGCUGUGCAGGCUGCGUUGCUAAGUGAUGGCAUUAAGAAUGUUCCAAGUUUGGUAUUGAUCGAUGUUACACCAUUGUCUUUAGGUUUUAGAAAGCCUCAUGAUAGAAUGAGAGUAGUGAUUCCUAAGAAUACUAUUAUACCUGUCAAGAAGGCAAUAAUGUGUAAAACGGUUAUAGAUAACCAAACUUUAGUUAUGGUAGGGGUUUAUGAGGGUGAGAGAACGAGAGCUAGUGACAACAAUGUUCUUGGUUCUUUUACACUGUCUGGGAUUCCAACUGCCCCACGUGGCCAUCCUAUAAGUGUAAACUUUUCUAUUGAUGAGAACGGUAUUUUGGCAGUUUGUGCUAAGGAAGCAUCCACGGGCAUCAUGAAUGAGAUUGUGAUAACAGAUUAUAAAGAGAGGUUAUCUGCAGAAGAAAUUCAAAAAUUGAUUCGAGAAGCUGAUAUUUAUAGUGCUGAAGAUAAGAAAUUCCAAGAAAUGGCCGAAGCUAAAAGUAAAUUGGAAAACUGUGUUUACAAACUUGAAACCGUUUUAAAGAAGCAGGAGGUUAAAUUGAAGCUCUCAAAACUGAAGAACAUACAAAUCAAUGCUGCAAUCAAAAGGGCCAAAAUAUUGCUCGAUGACAAUCACAUGCACGAAAUAGAUGUUCUUAAGAAUCAUAUGAACAAGCUAGAUAGUAUGUAUCUUGACAUUAUACUAUAGCCUAGAUUUGUUAGGGUUUUUUCUCCAUUAAGAUUAUAAGUUUUUUUUCUUCUGUUUUCUACACAAUGAAGGUAAAACCUUUACAUUGAUCUGUUAAUGAAUUGUAGCCCCAAGUCUACACAACGAA